GAUGGCGUUUGACGGAGAAGGCCUAAACGUAAGCAUUAUCCUUCUCUGUAUUUGUUUUUAUCUUUGCGUACAUAUACACAUAUAUAUCGUUUCAACUUUAAACAUCGUUUAAACUUUGUUAUUAAUUGUUAUCUGGAUAGUCUGAGUGAGCUUUGACUCUUCUUGUGCUAGCUUAGCUUAGCUUGCUAGUUAGCUUAGCUUGUUAGCUGCUAACAAAGAGACGCGGACGUUAUCAACACAUCGCUAAGUGGAGAUCAAAUGUGAGUGUAAAGUGUUGUGAUUGUGGGAAAAUGUGCGAAAGAACGAUAGCAAAGUAUGAGGAGGAACUUUGUCCAACAAAAGAGGAGAAGGAGCGACAACAUCAACUACUGGACGCUGUUUUCAAGAAACAUCAAGUUGUGUUACACAGAACAGACGUGUGUGAAGAAAAUCUUCUUCCUGAGCUAAAGAAGUGGAGCUUCAGGAUGCAGCAGGAGGAGCCACAGCCCUCUUCCUUUAAAGAGGAGGACGAGGACUCAUUGAACCCCCGCUUUAAAGAGGAAGAGGAGGAACACAGCAUCAGUCAGCCUAAAUGUUUGGAGGAGUUCCCAGUGACUGGUGUCCCUGUGAAGAGUGAAGAUGAUGAGGUCAAAGGUGAAAGUGAGGAGAAGAGCAGCAGCUCAACACAACACAUGACAACAGAAGCUGAUGGAGACCACUGUGGAGGAUCACAAGCAGACAAGCUCUUAGCUCCACUAUCAGAUAGUGAGGACACAACGUCACACUCUCCUGACACUGAUGAUGAAGACUCUAAAGAUGAUAAGACAAACACUCACUUCAAAUGUUCUCACUGUGACAAAACCUUUAAUUACCGUUCUUAUCUGAAAAGACACAUGAGAACACACACUGGAGAAAAACCUUUUUCCUGCUCAGAAUGUGGUAAAUGUUUUUCACGAAAAAAUGGGUUAAGCGAACACAUGCUAAUACACACUGGAGAAAAACCUUUUUCCUGUUCACUCUGUAGUAAAGGUUUUGCACUAAGUCACAAUUUGAAAGUUCACAUGAGAACGCACACUGGUGAAAAACCUUUUAUCUGUUCAAUCUGUGGUAAAGGUUUUCUACUUAGUCAAAAUUUGAAAGUACACAUGAGAAGACACACCGGAGAAAAACCUUUUUCUUGCUCAACUUGCGGUAAAGGUUUUACGCACAGUCAAAAUUUGAAAGUACAUAUGAGAACACACACCGGAGAAAAACCUUUCAUCUGUUCAAUCUGUGGUAAAGAUUUUGUACAAAGUUCAUGUAUGGAAAAACACAGAAGAACACACACUGGAGAAAAAUAUUUUAAAUGUUUAAUCUGUAGUAAAGGUUUUGUUCAAAGUAACAAUUUGAAAAGGCACAUGAGAACACACACUGGUGAAAAACCUUAUGUCUGCUCAAUCUGUGGUAAGGGUUUUAUAGAAAGUCGGUGUUUGAAAGUACACAUGAGAACACACACCGGAGAAAAACCUUUUAUCUGUUCAAUCUGUGGUAAAGGUUUUGCACAAAGUUCAUGUAUGGAAAAACACAGAAGAAUACACACUGGAGAAAAACCUUUCAUCUGUUCAAUCUGUAGUAAAGGUUUUGUUCUAAGUAACAAAUUGAAAGUGCACAUGAGAACGCAUACUGGUGAAAAACCGUAUUCCUGUGCAAUCUGUGGUAAAGGUUUUACAGACAAUCAGGGUUUGGAAAGACACACUAGAACACACACUGGUGAAAAAUUACAUUCCUGUUCAAUCUGCAACAGAAGCUUUUGUGACCGAUCAAACCUUGUAGCACACAUAAGAACACACACAGGAGAGAAAGUGUUGAGUUGCAGUGUGUGUGGUGAAAGAUUCUCUCAUAAGUACCAGUGUAAGAAACACAAGUGUGCUGGUGAGAACAGCAGCAGCAAAUGAAACUGCAGGAUUUGAAAUAAACUGUCAAGACUUUAAUUUGGACUUUCUAACAACAUCAGCACAUAUAACAUGUGUGACAUUGUUGUUUGUGUCACAAUCUGUUUAAUAUUCUUCUACAUUUAUAGAUUAGAUAUUUCAUAUUAGUGCUUUUUUCAGUCAAGUGCAUGCAUUAAUGUGCAACAUUGUGUACUUUUAUUACAAAUUGAACAACACAGCACAACCUGUCUGGUCAGACUUCCAGCAAAGCAUUGGUGUACGUAUUCGUCAUGGGAAAACACUCACAUGUGAUUUGUUGAAUACAAUUACCAAUCUGUCUUUUGAAAUGGCAGCUCGCCUGUUUUAUAGGCACAAUAAAACUAAGUUAUUUUGUUUUUCAAUGUUAAAAAUUUGUGUUUUUUAAUCACAAGUCUUUAAUGAGUUGUUAGACGUGGUUUUGGUAACAUGAAGUCAUUUUGAAGACACGUGUUCUUAUGCCCUUUGUAAUGUUCCAUGUUCUCAAUAAAAUAUCA
Nerophis lumbriciformis (worm pipefish) is the source of this 2422-nucleotide messenger RNA. RefSeq lists its product as uncharacterized. Gene Ontology annotation, cellular component: PcG protein complex; nucleus; chromatin. The record is from RefSeq and is a predicted model, not a curated record. Gene Ontology annotation, biological process: regulation of transcription by RNA polymerase II. Gene Ontology annotation, molecular function: DNA-binding transcription factor activity, RNA polymerase II-specific; RNA polymerase II cis-regulatory region sequence-specific DNA binding. NCBI's taxonomy places the organism in Eukaryota, Metazoa, Chordata, Actinopteri, Syngnathiformes, Syngnathidae.